This is a messenger RNA of Cercospora beticola, 1231 nucleotides long. RefSeq names its product cell wall mannoprotein 1 family protein. Gene Ontology annotation, cellular component: extracellular region. Lineage: Eukaryota; Fungi; Ascomycota; Dothideomycetes; Mycosphaerellales; Mycosphaerellaceae. The record is from RefSeq and is a predicted model, not a curated record.
AGCUUUCUCAAGUCAAGCAUGCUCCGCAAAUUGCUUUCUUGGCCAUGGUUCUCCAUGCGGGGAGCUUAUUCGACUAAGCCUUUUGUGGCAUUUUGCGACUUCAUCAGGUCCGCGCAUGGUGCAAUCGAGCACAUGGAAGACUGGCCGAGGUCGCCUUAGCCAAGAAUGAGGCUUCUGUCGUUACGUGGACGCGAUGGUAGAGGAAUCUUGGACGCGACCAUAUAUCUAGCACAAUACUUGCACGUUGGUUAUUGUUCGAUCUAACCAGACAAGACACUCAUCCACUCGCCUAAGGACAUUCGCUCAGCCCCUGCCCUCAACAUCACCUUCACUUAACCACAUCAGACACCAUGAAGUUCACCGCAGCAAUCUUCGCCGUUGGCGCUCUCGCCGCUGUCCGCCGCCAGGCUGGUGGUCUUUCGGAGAACAUCCAGGCUAUCACCACUGCCACCAACUCCGUCACCACCGCUCUUGAGGCUUACACUGGUGACAUCCAGCAAGCUCUGGCCGUGAACGGCGCUACUGGCGAGGUCUUGACUGCCAUCCAGGCCGCACAGACCACUGUCGAUGGCACUCAAGCAAUUGACGGCGACACUGCCCUCUCCCUCGUCGGCCCAAUCGGCGAUCUCAACACCGCUGUUGAGUCCUCCAUCAGCGCCCUGAUUGAGAAGCAGCCAAUCUUCGCCGAGAACGGCCUCACCGAAGCCGUCCUCACUUCCCUCCGCACUCAACAGGAGGCCAGCACAGCCCUCACCGACGCCAUCGUCAGCAAGCUCCCAGAGGGUCUCCAAGAUGCCGGUCGCCAGGCUUCUCAGGCUGCUGCCGACGCCCUCGCACGCGGUAUCGCCGCCUACGAGGGUGGUGCUACUGGCGGUGAUGACAAUGAUGACGACGCUACUACCACUGCCGCUGCCACCACUGCUGCUGCCACUGGCACUGUCACCACCCAGGCUGUCGUCUACCCAACUGCUCCAUCUGGCAACAACGCCACUGCUACUUCUUCCAUGCCAAUGCAGUACACCGGUGCCGCUGCCCACCAAGUCGUCGGCCUCGGUGCUUUGGCCAUGGCUGCUCUUGUCGCUGCUUUGUAAGCAUAUGACUUGGGAGUGUUGACGAGAGAGACGGAAGAUGUAAUGUGAACAUGAGAGACACAAAAGUCUUGUUCGGAUAUGAGCAAUGAUAUCAAUGAGCUGCUGCUGCGAGGGUGCUGAGCACCGUUCGUGAGCUAAUG